UCCGCAUCCCAAAGUAGACCUGCAAUCGAAGACCCAUCAAGAUCAAAGCAUCAGACCCACUCAUGGAAGAAGAAAACCCAUCAAGGAGGAGGAGAAGAAACAACAUCAGCAACUAGCAAUCAACCACUCUUCUCUCGGCAAUGCAAGAAGAGGAAUCCUCUCAUCCUCCUCUCUCAGCAAUGGAAAAAGAGCAAUCUUCUCAUCCUCCUAUCUCAGCAAUGGAAGAGCUGUCGUGGUACGCUGGCAUAGCUACCUGCUUAAAGCUCCUCCUCAUCCCAUCCUACCGGAGCACCGACUUCGAAGUCCACCGCAAUUGGCUGGCCGUUACAUCCUCACUCCCUCUCUCCCAAUGGUAUGUCGACGACACCAGCCCCUGGACUCUCGACUACCCCCCUCUCUUUGCCUACUUCGAGCUCUUCCUCUCCUUUUUCGCCUCCCUCGUUGACCCCACCAUCACCAACCUCCACCUCGGCCUCGAUUACAACGCCGACACCGUCGUCUACUUCCAGCGCCUCACCGUCAUAAUUGCUGAUUUGAUUCUUUUCUAUGGUGCCUAUCGGAUUGCGAGGAGGCUCGAUAUGGCGAGGCGGCGGAUGGUUUUUGUUCUGGUCGUCUUCUCGCCUGCGUUGCUUAUCGUUGAUCAUAUCCAUUUCCAGUAUAAUGGGUUCUUGAUCGGGGUGCUUUUGAUUUCGCUGGCAUUAUUGGAGGAAGGGAGGGAUUUGGCAGGUGGGUUUGUUUUUGCGGCAUUGCUUUGCUUGAAGCAUCUGUUUGCGGUGGCGGCGCCGGUGUAUUUUGUUUAUCUGCUGAGGCAUUAUUGUAGGGGCGGGAUUGGGACGGCCACCGGGAGGUUUUUGGCAAUGGGAGCUGCAGUGGGGGCAGUGUUUGCAGUGGCGUUCGGGCCAUUUUUGUAUUACGGGCAGAUACAGCAAGUUCUCCGCCGUAUGUUUCCAUUUGGAAGGGGGUUAUGCCAUGCAUAUUGGGCUCCUAAUGUCUGGGUAUUUUACAUAAUUUUUGAUAAAGUGCUGGCUUUCUUGCUCAGAAAGCUGGGUUUUGACAUUAAGGCACCUGCUGCUUCAUUCACUGGAGGGCUAGUUGGGGAUUCCUCACCUUUUUCUGUACUUCCACAGGUCACCCCUCUGGCGACCUUCUUGUUAGUCAUACUUGCAAUGUCUCCAUGUCUUAUAAAGGCAUGGAGAGAGCCUCAGCCAAAGCAUAUCAUGAGAUGGGUAGCAUAUGCUUACACCUGUGCCUUUCUCUUCGGAUGGCACAUUCACGAGAAAGCAUCACUUCAUUUCGUGAUCCUCCUUGGAAUUGUUGCAACUCAUAGCGUGGAAGAUGCAAGGCACUAUUUCUUGUUAUCGGCAGUGUCCUGCUAUUCGAUGUUCCCGCUUCUAUUUGAACCCAAAGAAUAUCCCAUAAAAGUGCUGCUGCUGCUCAUCCACUUGGCUCUCAUGUGGUUAGGUUUCUCCAUGCAAUUCAGGGAUGGUGCAAUGACCAAAGGAAGCAAAAGAGUAAAAUCAAAAGGCUCUGUGGAGAAGAACAGAAACAAGUUGAUCGGAUGCAUUGGGGUCGUUUAUCUAUUGGGCAUGGUGGGUGUCGAGAUAUGGGGUCAAUUGUUACACCCUUACAUUUUCUCCAACAAACUCCCAUUUCUACCUCUUAUGUUGGUGUCCAUAUACUGUGCAUUGGGGAUGAUGUACUCUUGGCUUUUUCAGCUCAUUCGGAUAAUUAAAUCUCCUUAACCAAAUCCUGAUUGUUAUUGAGAACCACGGCAUUUCUUUAUAUGCUAGUCCAGUGAGGAUUUAUGUGGA
This is a messenger RNA of Magnolia sinica, 1811 nucleotides long. Its product is annotated as probable dolichyl pyrophosphate Glc1Man9GlcNAc2 alpha-1,3-glucosyltransferase. The transcript is spliced from 4 exons. The record is from RefSeq and is a predicted model, not a curated record. Gene Ontology annotation, cellular component: endoplasmic reticulum membrane. Gene Ontology annotation, molecular function: dolichyl pyrophosphate Glc1Man9GlcNAc2 alpha-1,3-glucosyltransferase activity. Lineage: Eukaryota; Viridiplantae; Streptophyta; Magnoliopsida; Magnoliales; Magnoliaceae. Gene Ontology annotation, biological process: protein N-linked glycosylation. Bases 141 to 1742 code for a protein of 533 amino acids.